This is a messenger RNA of Cataglyphis hispanica, 4164 nucleotides long. RefSeq names its product zinc finger E-box-binding homeobox protein zag-1 (gene zfh1). The transcript is spliced from 9 exons. Bases 1494 to 3680 code for a protein of 728 amino acids. The record is from RefSeq and is a predicted model, not a curated record. Gene Ontology annotation, molecular function: DNA-binding transcription factor activity, RNA polymerase II-specific; RNA polymerase II cis-regulatory region sequence-specific DNA binding. Gene Ontology annotation, biological process: anatomical structure development; regulation of transcription by RNA polymerase II. Lineage: Eukaryota; Metazoa; Arthropoda; Insecta; Hymenoptera; Formicidae.
CCCUUUUUCUCUGCCCCGUCUCGCGCGCGUAAUUGCCCGCCGUCUCAUUGUCCGUCUUCUGUCGCGUAUCGAGAGAUCGCCAGUCGGGAGUGCUUCCUUUUCUCUUCUUCUCUCGCAUCCGUAGUGCGAAGACGGGAGUCUUGAUCGAGAAGGUGGUGAAGAAGGUGGAGAAGUAGUAGGAGAAAGAGGUAAAAGAGAAGGAGAUGGAAGAGGAGAAGAAGGAAGAAACGACACAAGAAGAUUAAGAAAAAGGAGCAUUUUUUUUUGUGCGCGAUAUAUUCCCGUGGAUAUAUACCCGGUGCACGCAUCGAGCUGCCUCUCCCUUUUCUCUCUUUCUUCCUCCUUUAUCUUGUUGCGUUCCUCGCUCUCUUUCGCAUACUCGCCUUGUCUCAUUCCCUCUCUCUCUCUCUCCCCUCUCGCCCUCUCUUUUCGGCGUUUCCACGCGUCCGCCCGAUCUUGCGAGAUAUACGCGCGCGGGAGUGCAAUGAUUAUUUACAAAGCGUAGUUGGCCGCGAUCGUCGCGUUUCAACCGUCCACCGUCUCGACAACGAGACGCGAAGGAGAGAAAGAAUAUCCGAGGGAUAGUCAAGUAACCGAAUGACAUACUAUUGAGACUGACGUUUCGAAACUCACCUGGAAUCUCCGAGAAAAGCAUCAUCGCACAAAACUACAUCUCGUUCACCAUCGACCACGGAUCUUCUCGCGUCUUCUCGGCCGUGCAUCCUCAUCUUCGAAUAAGAAGAACGGAGCGAAACAAAGCGCUUCUCGUGGAAUUCUCCGUCCCCCAGGAUCGCGCGUUCUCUCUUCUCUCGCGCAACCUUUACGUUUCGUGUCUCCACAACGUACAUCGUAACAAGCGCGAAAUACGCUUGAUCUCGCCGACAGUGACAAGACGGCCGCGUUCUAAAAUUCUCCGCGAGAAUCAACGUGACCCUGAUAGCGAUUGUUUGUGAUUCGCGACGCACGUGUCUUCAAUGUACGUAGCCGGUAUUGGUCGCAUAUCGUCGCCUCGCAGUGCAUCGUUCUCCUCCUCGUGGCCGACGUAGCCGUCGAUCAGAUUGCGUGACGCCCUACGUCAUCUCCGAAUCGGCAUCCGCGACGAUGAGAUGAGCGACUCAUCCGUAUUUCGAGCCACGACAGAUCGCAGAGUUGAAGUGGCGAAGGGAGGAUAGAUGAGCGUGUAGUAAAAGAGCGAUAACGCGGUGGAUCUUGUCCGCGUCCAAGUAUCGCGAGGGCAGCGGUUCAAAGUACGCCGAGAGAAACGAAAAGGAGAAAGAGAAGUUGCAGCGAUGAUGAUGCGCCGCUGUGCCUUAGAACGCCGAUGGACAACGAACUUGUCGUCGUGAGGCGAAGACCGAGCUGACGUGUCACGCCGGAGAACGGAACCUGGCCGCGACGUCGACGAGCCGAGGCCGGAACUGGAGGAGGAGGAGGAGGAGGAGGAGGAGGAAGAGCCGCCGGACGUAACCCCCGAGGCACCGGCUCGCACGAAUAUGAGCAUGACUCUCGUCCGAAAUUCGUUUAAGGGCUGCAGCGAGGACGACGCAGGUAUCGUGGAUACAAAGGUGGGCGGAGGUUGCGCGGGUGAAGCGCCAACCGCAGGAGGUGGUGAUGUUGCCGGUGAUGGAGGUGGUGGUGGUAGCGUUGGAACGCGCGGAGAUGGUGGCGGCGACAGCGAGGGCGGAUCAUCCGCGAAGCAGCAGCAGCAGCAGAGUGGCGAAAGGUGCCCUCAGUGCGGCAUCCUAUGUCGGGACGUCCGUGUCCUGCAGCUUCAUCUCGAGGACACGCACAAAACGUCCUAUACCAUCGACAAGCACGAUCUCAACGCCCAGUUCUCCCAAGUGUCCUGCAAAGUGUGUAGCAAAACCUUUGCCAACGUCUACCGGUUACAGAGGCACAUGAUUAGUCAUGACGAAAGUGCCGUUUUACGAAAGUUCAAGUGUCCCCAUUGCGAGAAAGCCUUCAAGUUCAAGCAUCACCUUAAGGAACACCUGCGCAUUCACAGCGGUGAGAAGCCAUUCCAAUGCAACAAUUGCGGCAAACGUUUUUCUCAUUCUGGUUCAUAUUCGAGCCAUAUGACAGCAAAGAAGUGUUUGAUAAUGAAUCUAAAAAAAUCAAGACAAAAUACUAUAAGUAAUGUCGAUCGGGGACCGAAAAAAACGCAUCAGCCAUUAUCGGGACGACGCGAGGUUGAUUUGCUGACAGCUAAUAAUAACACGUUCUUGCCGAUUUUGCCGAAAUUGUCACCUUCGGAUUAUCAAGAAAUACAAAGGGAAGCUGCGGCAGGUAUCUAUGACGUGCCGACUUUGCUGCCUCAAAUGAUGGGAUACGGAAAUUAUAUCUUACAGUCAUCGAUAGGCAAGUUGCUGAACCAAUUGCACUCUAAGCGACUCGAUGAGAUCGCCGAACAGUUUGAGACGCAUCGGGAAGUGAUGAGUCCAUCGACAGCGGAUUCCGAAGGAACCGAGGGCACUGAAGGUAAAGAGUCCCCCGCGCCAGCGGAUCCAAUGCAGAGUCUCGAUGCUGUUCGCCGAAUUCUGGAGACCGUAAAUACUUCUGUGACGAAACAGCUACUUGAAGCGAAUGUGCGCAAGCUCUCUACAUCUCCGGCUACAAUGAAGCGAGAACUAGAGGAAGAUUAUCAAGAUCAAGAUAGCGAAAUGUCCAGUGAAAUGACACAUUGUCCAGAUUGGGCCACAUUGGACCAAUAUGACUCACAAAGCGAGGGUCUGGCUGCGAAAUUAGAAAAUGUCAAUCAUCCGACAUCGAGAUCAGCCAUUAAGAGAAAGAGGGAGGACAGUUCUGAGGUGGAUUCAGAAGACGAGGAUGAGGGCAACCACACUCACAACGACAACGGUAGAAGAGUUAGAGCUAGGUCGCUUAUAGAUGAUGAACAAUUGGCCAUUCUGAAAGGUUACUAUUCCAUCAAUCCGCGACCUAAAAAGGAGGAGAUCAUCAUGAUCGCUAAUUGUAUUAAUUUCCCUACGCGUGUGGUACAGGUUUGGUUUCAAAAUUCUCGGGCCAGAGAUCGAAGAGAAUCAAAAAUGCCACCGGCCUUGGUACCUUUAGCCCUGGGAAAUCAAACUGUUAUCGAGCAGCCUUUGGAUUUGUCUAAAAAAGAAGCACUUGUUGUAUCAACGACCAAAGAAAGCGAUAUAUCGAGCAGAAAUAUAUCGUCUCCUUGCAAACCAAAAGACGAUAAUUCAGUCUCGAACAUGGACAACGACGAUCUCGAGGAUUCGCCUCUUGUCAUAGAUGAAGAAACUGCUAUUGAUCCAAUUGAACCAAAGCGGACACCUACAAAUGGAGAAAUAAUCACAAAGAGUCAAAAUCAAAUAAAUGCGAAAAGUGAAAGUGAAGCUGCACCUCAAUCGGAAACAACCCCUAUAGCAACAGAAACCGAGCAGGGUCUUUAUUCCUGCGAUCGGUGUGACAAAAUAUUCUCCAAACACAGUUCUCUUAUGAGACAUAAAUAUGAACAUUCCGGGCAAAGGCCGUACAAAUGCGUGGAGUGUCCAAGAGCGUUCAAGCACAAGCAUCAUCUGACUGAACACAAGCGGCUGCACAGCGGCGAAAAACCUUUCCAGUGCUCCAAGUGCCUCAAGCGCUUCUCUCACUCCGGCUCCUAUAGCCAGCACAUGAAUCAUCGUUACUCUUAUUGCAAGCCCUACAGAGAAUAGAAAUAUUCCUCCUGCUCAUCCAAAGUUUGCUCGCUUAUCUAGAUAUAAUAUAUGCAGUUUUUUCUCUUUCUUACGUUUAGAACUUCCCUCUUUGGUCUGUGAAUUUUUCCUUCAAGAUUUCCAAGUCUUAUAAGAAAACGCUAGAACGCCUUCAUACUUUCCUCUCGCAUGAACUUUAAGAGAGCCGCGCGAAAUCGCGUUUCACAAAGCUAUAAUAUAUAUAAAAUGCUGCGCGUGACAUCACAUUAUAAAGCUAUGGCAUUUUAUUGAUGAUCGGUUCGUACUUCGAAAAAAAGAGAAACCUGAAAAAUGGUUUAAGCGAUGCGAGAUCGAAAAUGAUCGACAUGUAGUAUGUUAGAAUUUGUGAUUGAGAUAUGAAAGACGUUCGUAACGUCUCUCUUGUGUGUGUGUGUGUGUGUGUGUGUGUGUGCGUUCAUGCGUGCGUGCGUGCGUGUGCGUGUGUGCGUGUGCGUGCGUGCGUGCG